UUUUAUUUGUUUAGCAAUGUUUUUGGUUAAUACAAAGUGAAAUUUAUUUAAUUAAAGUAGUAAAAAUGGAAAAUAACGAGAUAACAAUGUUCAUGGAUGUUAAACUGGAUAUACACAAUAAACGCCCAGAGUCUCUGAAAUUCAAGCAAUGGUCCAGAUGUGAAGUAAAAAUUGAAGGAAUAAAGUGUUUGCCCAGCUAUUUGCGUGCUACCAUCUCAGGAUGUAAUGAUGCUGAAGCGAGCGUAGCGGAGGAGGAACGUGCUGAUCCCAAACGAUACAUAAGUGUCUCCAUUAUAGUUCCCGGCGUUAGCAUAAGUUUAGCUGCUUCGCGCACAAAAGAGUUCAGCUAUGGCCUUUUCUGGACACAGAAUCGGAAGCAGUGUUACAUAUAUUUCGCCCUCGAAACGGAUACAAGUUGCAGAAGGCAUAUGAAGUGGAUUAAAAAGACUAUUAAAAAUUUGGAGUUGCAUCGGCAGUUGAUGUUGGAACAAAAUAGAAUAAGUCGCGGUCCAAGUAUGGGCGCGGCUGGUGUACAUAUAAUGCAAUUUGAGAAGGAAAACAAACAGAUAAAUAGCCAAUCAAAACAGGAGAAUGGAAAUUUGUCUGAAGCACCUUAUUCCACCCUUGGGCCCCUCCCUAAUAUUCCAAACUGUCUAGAUUCUAAUCAAAGUAAUUGGUCGCGUCGCGUGUCACACAGCUCGGAGAUUUAUGAAGAGAUUUUUGAAAAUAUUGAUGGACAACCUCGUCUCUCAAGACGCGUUUCGCGUGCUUCCAUUGCUUCUGGUAUUUACGAAGAGAUGAAGCCCAGCGCUAAUGCCUUCAAUGUCAUCGAUGAAGAAUCUACUGAAUCACAGCCAGCAAGUGGAACAACAACUGCGCCACCUCCACUUCCACCCCUACCACCGCCACGAAAACGUAUCAACACUUUCGAUGGGCAAGGCGUAUUGGGUGAAAUACCACGCUCAAAUACAAAUCCUGAAUCAGAAUUGGCUAAGAAAAAGAAGUACAAAAAUGUGUUGGAUAACAUUUUCGGCAGUGGUCGUGCCAAGCGCGCCGAGAGUGUUAGCGAAACACAGGCUUGCACUGCGGAGGAUAUAAUUAAUAGUAUUACGCCCACCAAGCCUGUCAAAGAUAAUGAGAUCACCACGCCCAUUUAUGCCAAUGAUUCAGCGGUAAAACGACAGAAAAACACGAAAUAUUCGACUUUAGCUGCAGCAAAGCGUAAUAGCUUUUCUUCGCCAGAUCUGUCAAAAAUAAAUUACGUGGACACAUUUGACGAGAAAGACAUUGCCGUUGGCUCUUUGAACAACUCGAUUGCAUGUAGCGAUGGUGUAGAUUUGAGUACCGAUAGCUUACACAACGCUUGUAUAAUGCCGUCCAAGGAAAACUUACAAUCUUCAAUUUUCCAUGGCAGAAUAUCAACUGAUAAUCUUAAUGUGUCUGAAAAAAUUCCAAAUAAUUUUAAUUUUUCAGCCAUUAAUUCAUCUGGUAUAAACUUAAUCGGUUCUAAUGGUGCCGCAAUACCCACAAGCAAUCAAAGAAAGAAUAAAAUUUUGAUAGACGAUCUAACAGGCUACUGUGUGAUGGCACCUAUUCGACCAAAGCAAGUCCUACCGACAGGGACAGAAAGAGUUCCUGCUGAGCCCACCUCGUCUGGUUACUCAACCAGUUCUAAUCCAUCUACAAGUUCUUCCUCCGCAGAAGACCCCAAGGCUUCAGCAGCUCCCAAGCCUCCUCCAGUGGCUGCAGAGGAGAGUGCCAUAUAUGAACAAAUGUUGGACUUACAUACAUCAAAUAGCGAACAGGAGACCACAGGCAAUAAAAGUACAAUAAAAACAGCCAAUGACACCAAUACACUUGCUACAUCUACUGCCUCGACAUCCACCUCCAACAUUGCAGAUUUUACGGGUAAUUUGUACGAAAAUUUGUUGGCCGUAAAAGCUUCGCAAGAGCUGGAGCAGCAGCUACCACCUACGGCACUUAGUACAAGUACACCCACCGAAUCGCCGCAUACCCAACCAACUGCGGACAACGAGAAGCAAUUGGAGGAAGAAGAAAACUACUACCAAACGCCGCGGAAGUCGAUAAUUAGUGUCGACGAGAAGAUUCCCUCCUAUUACCCAAAUAGUUGUGAUACCGCUAAGACUCGACGCCAUCACACAUUGGCCACAGCGAGUCCACAGAUGGCGGUAUAUAAUACUUCGCCCACCGUUGGUGCGACCAGCACAGCAGCGGCGAGCACAAUCGAGAGGAGCAGCACUGCCUCAACCUCUGUCGGCUUACGUCAACUGGUCACAUUGAAAAUACGUCGCGAACGUAAAGAUAACCUAUACAUCUCAUCUCCACAAAGCAUAAUUGAGCAACGCCAAAGUGGAAAUUAUCCACCGGAAAUCGAUAACAAAAACUCGCAGAAAAAUGGCAGAGUUCAAAAAUCGCUGCGGGCGGGUGCUAUGAAAAUUGCCGAGCAUGUCUACACUGUCAAACAUGCUAAGCACAAAGGUCACAACGUCGAUAAGAACCUGAACAAUAAUAACGAAACGAAUGUAGCUAACUUCGCCGAAGAUAUGCGCGAUCGUCUACACACCGAGCUGCUUCAGAUCGCUUUGCUACAAAAGAUUGACUUUAAAUUCGAUGACGCAAAAUCAGCUGAAGAUCAGCAGAGUCCAGUGGGAGAGCAGUCAACGUCAUCACCUACGGCAAAACAACAGCAGCUGAGUAGCGAGAAGGAGCGCAUCUACGAAAAUCUGCUGCAUCACAACCUGCAAUUACGGCAAAAUGAAAAUGAUGUGAUGACCAGUAGCGACGGCGGUCCGUCGUUGACUCCUCCAGCUCCAACCAGCGUGACAAGCUCCAAAUUGGAAAUGCAUCAGAGUUGUAUGGCUGGCGUAAGCGGCGUGGCAAGCAUUGCUACUGCCGAUGUUGUCAAAGUGGCUGAUAGUUGCAGUGCCGUUGCGGACGGUAGCGGGUUAGGCGGCGGCGUAAAAAAAUUCGCCUCGCUGCCGCGUUUCAAGAAGAUCGAUUUCUCGCCGCUACGUCUGCGUAUCAACAAUGUCUUGCAGCGCGGACAGCAACAGGACUUCUAACUCUUCCCAUAAGGUGGCUCAGAAGGGAGAAUUUUUCUUCUCUGCCGCCACUGGUGUUGAGAGCCACGACUGUGUGCUUAAAAAUAAUCAACUCAAAAAUACGUUUAUUAAUUAAGAUAUGUAUGUAAUCGCUUCAAAAGUGUGCGUUUGGUUAGCUCUAAAUUAUUUUAAACUUAGCGAGUGUAGGCUCCAGCUAUCGUUAUGCGCUCGAAUUUUUUGUGUAAGUUUUUAGUUUCCGAAAAACUUUGACUGUUUUAUGAGCAGGUAAAAAUGUGAAAGUUAAGCGGUAUGCAAAAAAUUGUUUUUAAAUUUUUUUAUUCUUAAGCAGGAAU
This is a messenger RNA of Rhagoletis zephyria (snowberry fruit fly), 3415 nucleotides long. RefSeq names its product scrambled (gene sced). The record is from RefSeq and is a predicted model, not a curated record. Lineage: Eukaryota; Metazoa; Arthropoda; Insecta; Diptera; Tephritidae.